CUUCUCCCUCUCCUCUCUCCUGGCAGCAGCCGACACAGCCGCAGAGCGACCUGACUCAGGACAUGGGCAACAAAGCAAGCGGUUCUCCUGCCAGGCGGUGCGGCCGGGGCUCGGGCUGAGGCUCUGGGCUGCAGGGGGCCCCACCGGACCGGAUCACCGUUAAUCCUCUGACUCCGGCCUCCUGGAGGAUGUGAGGCGCUCUCUCUGGGGAAAAAGCUGCCGGUGCUGGAAGUUCAUGGCCAAAUGUAGAGCUUCGGUGGUCGACGACAAACACAUGAGAGGGACGAUGUCGGCCACGCAGGGGAUGAGCCGCACCAGCGUCUACAGCUACUUCCUCAACAUGGUGGCCUAUCAGAUUUGUUGCUGCUGUGGACCGGCUCCCUGCUCGCUCUGCUGUGCCUUCUGCCCUCCUGUCAAAUCGUCCACCAGCACACGGGUCAUGUACACCCUCUUCCACAUCAUGAGCUGCGCCGUUUCCUGCCUCAUGUUGUCCCGCACCGUCUCUGAGCUCGUCAGGGAAAAUGUGCCUUUCUUCAACGUGGUGUGCGACCAGGCGCACGGCGGAGGCCACUGUGAGAUGCUGGUGGGAUACUCAGCAGUCUACAGAGUCUGCUUCGGCACUUCCUGUUUCUACCUGAUGAUGGCGAUCUUCCUCAUCGACGUCAAGUCCAGUCAGGACUUCAGGGCGCUCAUACACAACGGGUUUUGGUUUUUGAAGUUCAUCACGUUGCUUGGGAUGUGCACUGCUGCCUUCUUCAUCCCGACGGAGUCCUUCCUGCACGCUUGGCAUUAUGUCGGUGUGGUGGGAGGGUUUGCCUUCAUCCUCAUCCAGCUCAUCCUCAUCACGGCGUUUGCUCACACCUGGAACAAAAACUGGUUGACCGGAGCAGCAGAAAACAAGCGCUGGUACCUGGCGGUGAUGUGUGCCACGCUCUUCUUCUACACCAUCGCCACCAUGGCCUUCACCUUCAUGUACAAGUACUACACACACCCCAUCGCCUGCCACUUCAACAAGGUCCUGCUGUGGGUCAACCUGGGGCUCUGCGGCCUCAUGUCCUUCAUCGCCGUCACGCCGUGCGUCAAGCAGAAACAGCCUCGCUCUGGGCUGCUUCAGGCCUCCAUCAUCAGCUGCUACGUCAUGUACCUCACGUUCUCCGCUCUCUCCAGCCGUCCGCCAGAGAAAGUGGUGUACCAGGGCAUGAACAUGACCGUCUGUUACCCCAGUGUGGGGCAAGAUGGGGUGAAGAACGAGGGCAACGCUGUGGCCAUCAUCGGCGCCGCCAUCAUGUACUGCUGCGUUCUGUUUGCCUGUAAUGAAGCUUCGUAUCUGGCCGAGGUGUUUGGUCCGUUCUGGAUGAUCAAAGUUUAUCGUUAUGAGUUCCAGAAAGCGACGUGUUGCUUCUGCUGCCCAGAGGAAGAAGCAGUUGAAGAUGAGUUUGUGGUUGAUGAUGACAACAAAGGCUGUCAGAAGGUUAUUCACAAUGAGACGCAGCGGGUGGCGUACAGCUACUUCUUCUUCCAUUUCGUCUUCUUCUUGGCAUCGCUGUAUGUCAUGAUGACCCUCACUAACUGGUUCAGCUACGAGUCGGCGGUGUUGGAGACCACCUUCACCCACGGCUGCUGGUCCACCUUCUGGGUGAAGAUGUCGUCCUGUUGGGCGUGCGUCAUCCUCUACCUGUGGCUGCUGCUGGGCCCGCUGUGCAGCUGCCAGAACGAGUCCAGGCCGCGCCGCUCCCGCAUCAAGCGCCGAUCCGCGUCCUGCCGCCACGUCAGCGUCAGCGUGUGACGCCGUCAGCGCCGCCCCAACGCAGCCGAAGACGAGUGGCGCAAAGUGGGUCGGCCGCGGCGCUCUGGAGGCCGCUGGGGUCAAAGACUCACAGAGUGAGAGUGAGAGUGAGAGCCGAGCGCCGGGCCAGAGGGACCGGAGCUACGCUCAACCACGAUCAGGGACGUGAUUGUGACUUUCGAACUCUCAGAAUGAAUUGCCAAAGGGAGCCGGAGGAGAGGACCAUACACUGAAAAAACACAAAAUCUUACCAAGUAUUUUUGUUUACUUUCUAGUGAAAAUAUCUUAGAACUCUUGAAAUAAAACAAAACUAACUUACAGGAAAUAGGAGCUUGUUUAAAGUCAAUAACUAAAUGUAAUAUUGAUGAAAGACUGCUAGUUCACUAAGAACAGGGUAAAAUGUCUUCUGCCAAUUGAACUAGUUCUUUUUUCAUCAAUACUAAGGAAUUAUUAACUUAAAGCAAAGUCCUAUAUCUUGCUGAAAAGUUACUUGUAAGUUAGUUUAAGUGUACUGAGAUAUUUGCAGUUGAAAGUAGACAAAAAUGCUUAGUAAGAUUUAGUGUUUUUUGUUUUUUUUGCAGUGUAUUUCUCGGGAUCUGAAAUAAUGUUUCAUAUCUUUACUGUGGAAAUGUGAUAGUAUUUUUUUAUGAUAAUUUUUUUCCAAUAUUUAGAUGUUUGCUGUAACAUGACAGCCGAGGAAGAAACUCCGACACUUCGCCUGUUUUAUUCAGCCUUUUUGUCCUCUGAUCAUCUGAUAAUGUAGAAAUCUUGUGAAAACCCAUUCCACCUCCUGCCACACGCUUCAGUCAUCAGAAAUGUAUUUUUAUUCCCUUACAUUAAGACAUCUGUUAAAACCUCGUCAGUAAAUACAACAACGUGUUUCUGUUUGUAUCCACUUUGCAUUCCAGCAAACCGUUUCUGAACAAUUUUGGGACGUGUGCGCUUCUUUUUACUGUUGCGUGAUUGUUGCAAUCCCAGUUUUUGUCACUAGAUGUCACUGUAUCAAACGUAAUGAGCAUUUAAAUGAGAAAGAGAGUAGAGAAUAUUGUGAGGAUAAGUUGCUUCAUUUGGAAAUCCCGUCACUCUGGUGGAAGAUGAUGUCUCAACACUAACAUGAGGCCGAGCGACACGGCUUAAAAAAUAAAAUCUCAAUUAGUUUUUUUAUACCAGAUCCAAUUUUCAAUUUUGUUUUUUAUUUUUUUAAUCGCAUUAUUUUCUGAAAAAGAAAUUUCACAGCACAGAGAAGAUUUUCAAAAAGUGGAUUUUAUUUCAAUGAGCUGUACGAUGGAGUAUUUAGGCUACAAUCAUUUUUAAUUUAUUACUAGAAAACAAUUACAAUAUUAGGAGAAUAAAGAAGCAAUUUUACUAGAAAAUAUCUUAAAAUGAUUUGAAAAAAGUGACUUGAAGGAGAAAAAAACUUUUUGUUUUAAUUUUUGUCAGAGUUCUUUUAAAGUAACUCAAUCUCCUGAUAUUACAACUCUUUUCUGGCAAUAUUAAGAUUUUAUUCUAAUAUUAUUUUGACUUUAUUGUCAUUUGACUUUAUUCUUGUAUUACUACAACUGUAUUCUUGUAAUUGUAAUGAGAAAUGAAAAACAUCUUAGCGUUGUAGAAAUGGACGUGCUAAAAAUUGAAAUCUCCAAAAACCAAAAAUUCAAUUAAUUGGUAAAAUCAAUUUAUUGCCCAGCCCUUACACUGAAACUCUUUUUGUUUUUCCAGAAGCGUUAAAAAUCUAGAAACAUUUAUUUUUAUGCUUUUAUUAAUAUUUUCAUGAUCAAUUGCAGGUUAUGGACAACAUAUAACCUGCCACUUUUUUCCCCUCAUACAAUAAAUUCCCAUCAGAAAUUUCAGCUUUUGAAUACAAACUGGAUGCAAAUUUAUUCAUGCAGCUCCUGGUCAAAAAUAGAAACGUUUCUGUCUAACAUCUUUGACUUUAAGCCAAAGAAAGCUCAUAUUUUUAAAUUAAACCUUAAAUUGUCCAGCAUCACUGGUCUGCAUUUAGUAAAACCUUCAGAGAUUCACCUGAUCGACAGAGAGGCAGCUAAGCGGAAACAGUAAAAUAAAAGUCAUGUUUGCGUUAAUAUUGCUUUAUAGUGUAGAUUUCAGUUUUAUUCAUUAUACAGACGGGAAAACUUUGUGUUUACAUAUAUUUUUACAACUGUAAAUGAAAAACUUUAUGAACAGAAUGAAUUGAAAAACAGUUUUUUAAGAAAUAAAAAUGAGCUCCAGAGGUAGAUUACACUUUUAUUGUUGUUUUGCCUCCUGAAUUUGUUUUAUUAGCAAAGCAGAAAAAAGCUUCUUUAUAGAAAUGUUCACACAGAAGUUACAGUCAACUGGUUUCGGUUCAUUUCUCCGUUCCUGAAAGGAAACUGAACCGAGUGUCUGCAAAGACCUUUUUAUUUUCCUGCUGAUGAGGAGGAGUCAGGCUCACAUGGGUUGAUUUUAGUCUUUUAUUUGUUGUAGAUGAAAAGCAUUUUUGUAAAUAAAAUGUUUUCAUAUGAUUGUUGACUCUGAUUUGAUGGUGGGAGUUUUGGUGCAGGUCCAAAAUCUCACAUUUACAACACAAAAAUAUCAACACAUGUUGGAUUUUCUGAAAAAAUAUUUGCAUUGGCACUCAAUACUUGUUUUUGUUAUUUUAGUAAAACAUUAACGCAGAGAAAGAAACACUUUUAGCACUGUUUUAAGAUGCUACAGAUCAAUAAAACAAGGCCCAACGUUGCACCCCCCUUUAGGAUAAUUAAUUAAUUAUGUGAUUAAAACCAUGCAGCUAAUCAGUGCCACACAAUAAAAAUACUGUAUAAUUAAAUAUAUCUCUCAUGUAAAACAUCAAAUAGCUCAACUUAUUCAAUGCAACACAGAAAAUAUUACUGCAUAAAAUAAUAUCACAAAUAAGCAAAAUACAGUUUGAACACCAUUACAUAAGUGAUGCAGACAUAAAGUGUUCAGAUUCAUACAAAAAUACACUGUGUACCAGAAAAACAUAAACUUAUAUUUCAUUUGUGGUAAAUCUCUUCAAUAAUACAAAUUUUUUUUAAACAGAAAUGUUCCAGAACGUGCCGCAGCUAGCUGCUAGCUGCGCCAGGCCACGCCCACACUUUACUAAAUGGUUGUUUCGUGUUUCGUCGCUGAAGAUAUGCCGUUCUUGAACUUGUAAAAAAAAAAAUGAAGCAAUGAUAGAAACUCUUAAGGCCACAAUGAGAAAAAGUUUUGACUGCUGGUUCCUCUGGUUAGACUGUAAAAAUCAGAAUAAAUGGAUUCAGUCUUUUAGACAAUCAUUCUCACAAUGAGGAAAGUUUGAGAUGAAAUCUGUUGAGAAUUAGUGAAAUAUUUAGUAAAAGAUGCGAUAAAUUGAUCUGUUUACUUUCAUAAAGAACCUCACUAAGGUGGAAUAAAAGUUAUUUUCUUGAGAAACUUCCAGGUCAUUUUCCUGAUUCUUAAAGAGAAAACUCAGUUAUAUUGAGAGGUUAUCAACAGUCAAUAUCUGACAUCAUCAUGAACGUUGAAAGAUUACAAGAUUUUUUUUUCUGUCAAUAAUUCAUUAAAAUUGAUUAACUGGUAGAUAAUUUCACUUAAAAUGUGGUAAAAAAUAUUUUGUUAAUUUCUCCAUUUAUGGAGCUGCAAAUUUCAAUCUGUGGAUUUUUUUGUGCUUUGCAUCUUCUGGGAUUCUUGGUUUAUUUCUCAGCAGCAUAGCUGUUUGAAUUUAACUUUUCCAACAGUUUUAUGCUGAAAAUAAAAUAAAAAUCAAGUACACUCAAUUGUGACCGUUAACCUGAGGUUAAAACGUCUCACAUUGUCAAAUUAAAAGACAUUUUAUAACCGCUGGCACCAGCACCUGAGCCUGUGUGAGAUUACAAAAAAAUCUGCAAUAAAAUCAUUUUCUGCACAAGUUUCUCUUUUUCAAGUAACUGCAGCUCAAUUCUUUAUAAUCAUUCCACAAAUAUAUCAAUAGAAGACCGAAGGGGACGAGUGGAGUCACCUGUGUCUCGUUUAGCCGUUUUAAAAGUGAGGUCAGUUUGCAAACUAACAUCCAUCAGAGAGGAACAAAGUUCAUUUCUACCAUGUUAAAGUAUCUCCAGCCUCAUGAAUGUCAGCAGAAACCUGUUUUAUAAAUCUUAAGUCUGUUCUUUGGCUUGAAUUAUCCAAAAUAAAAACUGUAUGAAAACUCCAGACUUAUCCUUAUUUACUGCUGCAACUUGUAGAAGUUGAGCUGCAGUCCUUCCUGUGACACAUCUGCAACGUGUCACAGGAAAGAAACCCAGUAAAAUUAAUUGCAGCUGAAUCUAAAAGUGGAUAACGAGAUGAAUCCUGUACAGAACGGAAACUAAGAGGUUGCUGUGGAAACCACUAGUGAGAAAAAGGUUGUUUUCAGUCACAACUGUCCUUCUCUUUGGUUUUAGUUUAAGGUGGGCGUCGUGUCGCACCCACCUAAAGUGCUUUAAAUAGUCUCUUAAAUAACCAUGCCGUUCGUUCUCUGCAUUCAGAAUGUGUCAGAUUUCCAGUGCCGGUCCAAGACUUUUCAGGGCCCUGAGCAGAUUUUUCUUUUGGGAAGGGCCCAUGCCUGCAUGUCAACAUCAGAUGAUUCUUUACUCCUGUGCUGCUAACAUUAGCAUCAUUUGUAAUUAGCUUACAUCACACCGGUGUCACUAUGGCUGUUGAUUUUAACCUUACAGGAGCAGCAAACAAAAAAUUAUAUGGACUUUGAAAUGCAUAGUUGUUCACUGCAAAAACACAAAAUCUUACCAAGUAAUUUUUGUCUGAUUAUUUUACUUUUUUCCCAUUUUACAAAUGAAACAAUCAGCCAAUGGACCAAGUAAUUUUUCAUCAUUAUUAAGGCAUUAUUGAGUUAAAACAGUCUCCUAUAUGUUGCUGGAAAGUUAGUUUUGUUUUAUUUCAAGUGUUCUAAGAUAUUUGCACCAGAAACUAAAUCAUAAAUACUUGGUAAGAUUUUUUGCUUUUGCGGUGUAUUGAAGUGUGUCUUAAAUUUGAACUAUUUAAAAGUAACUUCAGCUGACAAACACUACAUUUACAGUAAACAAGUUGACAAAUUUAACUUUAUAUUUCCCCAACAGAGGAAGCAGAAAAAAGGACGAUAUUAGAAAAAAACUAUUAUUUUUC
Gambusia affinis (western mosquitofish) is the source of this 6898-nucleotide messenger RNA. RefSeq names its product serine incorporator 4 (gene serinc4). Lineage: Eukaryota; Metazoa; Chordata; Actinopteri; Cyprinodontiformes; Poeciliidae. The transcript is spliced from 11 exons. Gene Ontology annotation, cellular component: membrane. Bases 236 to 1786 code for a protein of 516 amino acids. The record is from RefSeq and is a predicted model, not a curated record.